GUACAAUUGGGCGCUAUAUCGAGAUCCACGUUCGCAAUCGUAAAAUGGCAGGAAUGGAGUGGGAUAUGGUCGAUCCUAUCGAAGCCAAAAUAAUAGUUUUCUCGGGGGAUUCAACUGGGAUUUGGAGCUUUUGGCUUUCCCUGGUAUUUCUGGAAAAACUUGGUUGUAUAAUUUUAACACCAAGUGGAGAAGUCCAAAGAUGCCAAGCGAAAUUUGCCCUGAAGGUGACAAGGUUCUAUUUAUCCGGUCUGAUACUACUCAGGCACCUUCGUUACAGGCUACCUAGUUCGGAAUCCUUGUUGAAUAGGGAAUUCGAGAGCUAUGGCACAACCUGCAGCCGAUAAGGAAUGUAAAACACCGAGAUGGUGAGGGAAAAGCGGGGGAAAACGGCUGCGAAACACACAUAUCAUGCAGCUCUCCAUUUAAAUAGCCACAAUUAGCUCGUGUUGGAUCAGCUCCCCUGCAGUCUCAAAAUCUCAAACAUGGGGCUCCGAAGGGAGGUGUUCGCGCACGAUAGCUAGUCAAAGAGGAAGACAACCUGGUUACAACGUUUAAUUUACAGAGUAGAGAAGAGAGGGCUUGGUAACGAGCCAGCACUAUACAAUCAUUACAUGCUUGGCCAUCAUUUUUAUCUUCUUGUUCCCCAUCCGUGGCUGAAGAACCUGUCGGCACCAACAUUGGGGAAAAGAGAUAUUAAUGGUUGGUGGAUCAUCUUCGGCGAUGUAGAAGUUUAUGAUAAACUGCUGCACAGUUCUUCUAACUAGCAGCUGCUGAGAAGCAGAAUGCGUGCGAGAAUGCAAAGACUAAGGCAUCACUCACUACUCUUGCUCCAAGCAAAGCCGAACCAUUCUGACGCCUGCCAACUACCUCCAGAGAAGCAUUCUCUCUUUUUUCCGCGCCCCCUCUCCAUUCGUCCUUCAUUUUGAGGAUUCACACCAUCGUUUAUUUCCGAUUGCAGUUUGUGCCACUGCUUGUGGACAAAAACCUACAGCAUAUCCAUUGCGCCAGCUAUCCGCCCUACCCAGUGUAAACGAACGGUGUUUCGAGCCUUGCAAGAGCCCCGCGCGGAUGAGGGGCUCCGCAUUGCACGAGAGUUGCGAUGCUUGCCACAGCGUGUAAGCCUAACCCAACCUGGAGGCCGGGUGGGCAUAACGCGGAUUUUGCACGGUCUGAACUGAACCUGGCAGCUUCAAAACCCCCCUUUGGGCGGAGCACUGAAUGAAUGUGCCUGAUUUGAAUGUGGCGCCGCCCUUCUUUUGACGGACUGCGCCGAGAACUCUUCUAGUGCCAUGCUCACUUCCAAGUUCCCACUCUCAUUGCUCUCGUCUUCGUGGCCCAUGUACACAGUAGGGUAGGGGAAUUCUGUGGAUUCCGGCGCGUAGCCCGAGGAAUCCUUGUUGAAAUGGCUCGGAAUAUUUAGGGAAUGUUGAGGAAAGUCUCUCUGCCGGACCUUGAGAAGUAUUCACUGUUUAUUUUUACUUGUGACAGCUGAUGAUCAUGGAUUUUGGCAAGUUAAACUGGGGUAUCUUGGUGCACAGAUGUUUAACUAAUCUGUUGAGGUUAUUGAUCCCUGAUACUUUCAUGCCUCCCUUAAAGCUGACGAUACAGUACCUUGGAUAUAUAUGAGCAUUUGCAAUGUGAUAUGCAUACAUCUGUACUUGGUGCACCUCACCACAACACUAACUACUUCUUCAAAAUAGGUACCUUUUGUGUGGGUUAUCUCAUGCAUGUUUUUAGAAUAUACUAUAUCUUCGAUGCAACAUCAGAUAUGAGUAGAAUAUUAAAG
This is a messenger RNA of Blastomyces dermatitidis ER-3, 1786 nucleotides long. RefSeq lists its product as uncharacterized. NCBI's taxonomy places the organism in Eukaryota, Fungi, Ascomycota, Eurotiomycetes, Onygenales, Ajellomycetaceae. Bases 45 to 344 code for a protein of 99 amino acids. The record is from RefSeq and is a predicted model, not a curated record. The transcript has a single exon.